GAGCGGCGAAAGAGCCCGGCAGGCCGGGCGGGGGGCGGCGGCGGAGCAGCGCCAAGGGUGGGAGGAGACUCCGCUCCGGGCGCAGGCAGACCCACAAGGGGAAGGAUGCGGAGGAGAGCACUGCAGCCGCACGCCCUCCCUGCUCGGCCGCCCUCGGCUCCCAUGGACUCCGCGGCGGCGGCCUCCGCCGUCGCCUUCAGCUUCCCUGCUCGCUUCGCUCCCGCCGCUGCUUUCCUCCAGAUCCGCAGCAGUUCCGGGGCAUCCGCGCUGGGGGCGCCUUGGGUCUCCUCCUGCUUUCCCGGGGCGGCGGGCAGCGGGGCGGAGGGCACCCGGCCCAGUCUCGUGGGCAGCGGCAGCGCCUUGUGCUGCACCCCGCACGGGCCCUCCGGACGGACGGCGUUGCUGCAGCCCGCCCUGGAAAGUGCAGGCCGACCCUCGGCAAAGCGAAGACUGGAACUGGGAGGAAGCGGACAGCAGUUUUUGGCUGAAGGACUAAGAACGCCGAAGGGGAAAGGGAGAGCUGCAACUAGAAGUCCAGAUAGUCCCAAAACUCCCAAAUCCCCUUCAGAAAAGACGCGAUACGAUACAUCGCUGGGUCUUCUCACCAAGAAGUUUGUUCAGCUUCUGAGCCAGUCCCCAGACGGUGUCGUAGAUUUGAACAAAGCAGCAGAAGUCCUUAAGGUACAAAAAAGGAGGAUUUAUGACAUCACCAAUGUCCUGGAAGGCAUUCACCUCAUUAAAAAAAAAUCCAAGAACAACAUUCAGUGGAUGGGCUGCAGUCUGUCGGACUUUGGGGGCAUGUUGGCACACUGUCAAGGCUUGUCCAAGGAGGUGGCAGAACUCAACCAGGAAGAGCAAAAGUUGGACGAGUUGAUACAAAGCUGCUCUCUUGACCUAAAGCUACUAAGAGAAGAUUCUGAGAAUCGGAGAUUAGCUUAUGUUAGAUACGAAGACAUUCAAGAAAUAAGUAGCCUUAAAGACCAAACUGUCAUACUUGUGAAAGCUCCUCCAGAAACAAAACUUGAAGUGCCUGACCCAAUAGAGAAUAAGCUGAUACACUUAUCUAGUACCCAGGGGCCUAUUGAAGUUUACUUGUGUCCAGAAGAAACAGAUUACCACAGUCCAAUGAAAACGCAAGAUCAGGAUCAUAAUGGAAAUAUCUCAAGGAAUGUUUCCAAAGAUUUGAUUUCUGAUAACUCGGGAAGUCUUGACUGUUCAGUAACUACAGCAACCAUCUCCCCAUUGGCCUCUCCAACCAACCUUCUGCAGCAGACAGAGGACCAAAUUGCAUCAGGUUUUGAAGGGCCAUUUGUAAGCUUGCUGCCGCCUCUACUUCAUGAAGACUAUUUGAUCAGUCUUGGCGAAGAGGAGGGUAUCAGUGACCUCUUUGAUUCUUACGAUUUUGAAAAAUUGCCAGCAUUGGUAGAUGAAUUUUUAUGCAGCUGAUUAUCCCUUGAGUCUCUUUCUUCCUCUCUCUCUCUCUGCACCCCCACAUAUUUUUAAAAUGAAACCAGAGUACCUGCUGUCAUUCCAUGUUCUCUGUUCUCUUACCUCUUAAUCCUUGUCCCAUUUCAAUAUCAUAAUUUGGAAUGCUUGAUAUUUGGGGAAAAAUAAUUCUAGAAUAGUGCAAACACAGAACUGCAGACUUUCUCAUCAGAGUUACCUCAAUCCCACGUUCUGGUAUCUACUGGUUUUAGCAAA
Molecule: messenger RNA, 1701 nt
Organism: Podarcis raffonei (Aeolian wall lizard)
Lineage: Eukaryota; Metazoa; Chordata; Lepidosauria; Squamata; Lacertidae
Gene: E2F3
Product: E2F transcription factor 3
Exons: 7
Coding region: 106-1446 (446 amino acids)
Biological process (GO): regulation of transcription by RNA polymerase II
Cellular component (GO): RNA polymerase II transcription regulator complex
Molecular function (GO): DNA-binding transcription factor activity, RNA polymerase II-specific; protein dimerization activity; RNA polymerase II cis-regulatory region sequence-specific DNA binding
Source: RefSeq, a predicted model, not a curated record